Molecule: messenger RNA, 8529 nt
Organism: Limulus polyphemus (Atlantic horseshoe crab)
Lineage: Eukaryota; Metazoa; Arthropoda; Merostomata; Xiphosura; Limulidae
Exons: 6
Coding region: 1-5430 (1809 amino acids)
Molecular function (GO): protein binding
Source: RefSeq, a predicted model, not a curated record
AUGUUUACUGUGUUACAAUCAACUGUUCAGGUUAGUAAUCGGGCAACAAUUUUUUUUCCAGAUGCUGAACUCCUCGAUGGUUUGUCAACAACCCAAAGCCCUAGUGAUGAAACCGGUCGACCUAUAGAUCAUACAGCCACGCUCGAGGCUUUACCGCUAUCAUCCCAACAAAAGGACAAUACUAACAGCUCUGCAGCUGUGUUAGAAAAGAAAGCCAAUGUAGAAGUGUUAGAAACAUCUCCGAUUGAAGAUAUCAGAGCAGAGAAGUGUAGUAGUUUAUCUUUAGAAGUUCAGACGACCAAUCGAGCAUACUCUGAAGAUUCAAGUGUAACAGAUGAUAAAAUCAGCGACUGUUUUAAUAUGGAAGUGGUUAUCAACAGUAACCCAACUGAUAACCAGUAUUUCCACAAGUCAUCAUCUCUUCCACUAGAAGUGUCACGUCAACCUCCUGACGGUCAUGAGUUUCCUCCAAAGUACAGUGAAUCUCGUCUCUUGACGACUCCCAGCGUUGGUGAGGAUUCGGGAGUGUUCCUCGAUGAUCAACUGAGUGAUCCAUCCCAUAGCAAGAAGAUUGAUCAGGAUCGUAUUACAGAACUAGCUACCGAAGACAAUACAAUGAAACAAACAGGUUACUAUGUCCAAAACGGCUUCUCAAAAAAUGAACAUCCAAAGGGCGUUAUAGGUUCUGAAAAGUCCAUUAACAAGAAGAGGUUACCAACUCCUCCACCCAAACCAAGUUUAAACCCAAAUAACCAGCCUUUGCAAUCAAGUAGGUCUUUUCUUGUGGAAGACAACUCUUCUGAGAAACAGAUGAAAUACAUAUUGAGUGGUGAUAUUGAAUUAGUCCAAAAUAGACCAGGUGGUUCAUGUGAAAAACGAAGGUUUAUUGACCAAACAAGUAGCAGCAAAAGAGACAUCGAUAUGAAACAGAAGAACCAUGAAAACCUAAAACUUAGUAGCAACUUCUACCACAGUCAGUUCAACCAUAUACCAGUUAGUGUUAAAGAUCGUAUUGCAAUGUUUUCACGUACUGCCUCAUCAAGUACGAGUGUUGAGCCAUCAGAGGAAACAGUUACCUCCAAAACUCGAGAGCUGUAUCUUUCUGAUGAUUCUGGUAAACAUAUUAGUGUUGAAAACCAACACAUCGGAUCGAACAUUGGUGUUGAAAACCAACACAUAAGAUCGAACAUUGGUGUUGAAAACCAACACAUGGGAUCGAACAUUGGUGUUGAAAACCAACACAUGGGAUCGAACAUUGGUGUUGAAAACCAACACAUGGGAUNGAACAUUGGUGUUGAAAACCAACACAUGGGAUCGAACAUUGGUGUUGAAAACCAACACAUGGGAUCGAACAUUGGUGUUGAAAACCAACACAUGGGAUCGAACAUUGGUGUUGAAAACCAACACAUAAGAUCGAACAUUGGUGUUAAAAACCAACACAUAAGAUCAAAUGAGAAAGCUCUUAAUGUUAGUGUUGCUCCUAUCAGUAAAGAGGAAAAACUUAUGAAAAAGAACUUGAGUUUUAUCAAUGAAACAUGUCCACCAGCACAAAGCACUGAGAAUCCUGCUUUGGAUCAAUCCACUAACAAGGCAAGUUUUCUUACAGAAACGUGUAAGAUAAACACCUCAAACGAAAGUAAGACUUACAGCAGUCUGGCUAAAGACCCUCAAUCAUCCAGCCACCUUGGUAAGGCUAAAGACCAUCAAUCAUCCAGCCACCUUGGUAAGGCUAAAGACCAUCAAUCAUCCAGCCACCUUGGUAAGGCUAAAGACCAUCAAUCAUCCAGCCACCUUGGUAAGGCUAAAGACCAUCAAUCAUCCAGCCACCUUGGUAAUUUUGGAUUUAGCUGUAGUGAAGUUAACAUGACAUCUUCUCGAAGCCAAGAAGACUUACUGAACCGGCCCAGUAAUUGGAACCUUCUUUCUUUGUUACAAAAAACGUCUAAAACCAAUGGUCCGAAAUUCAAAGGACUAGUCAUUCCCGAGCGGCCUGUCAGCACAAACCCCGCAAUAAAAUCCUUACCCACGAUAGCCAGUAAAACUGCCAUCAGUUCAAAACCUGAACCAAUUAAGGCAUUUACCAACCAGAUGUGGAAGAAUGAAACGACUCGUACACCAGAAAAAACAAAGUCUUUACCCAGAGUUCUAAAUCUGAAUUCACGGUCUUCGGUAAUAACAAAAGAUGUGGUAGAUGGGGCAAAUAAUCAGUCACUGUUAUCAGAACCACCAUGGAAAAGUUACAAUCCUAGUCUUCCCAAAUAUUCUCCUGCUUUCAAAAGAAGAUCUCUUCAGUUACCACGCUCAAAUGUCGCGUCUUCUGUUUCACCAACUCCUCCAUCUUCUUUAACUUCACCCAUCUCACCUCCUCCUGCCUCCCCUUCUAGUAUAAGUAGCUCAACCAAUUCUUCUUCUUUUGGUAUUACUUCUCCUCCAACAGUUACAAAACAAAGUGUUUUCCAAUUUUCAUUGUCGCACAGUAAGCCUGUAACCCCAGUUCUUCCAGAAAAACCUAUCAUGUCACCUGGUCCAGGAUCAUCAGAUAGUGAAGGAAAAGAUUAUGAACAAUCAACUAGAUCCAUCACAUCUCCAGAUGAUGAAUUGGAAAAGAUUAACAACUCAUAUUUUUCAAAACAAGCUAAACGUUCUUCUUUGAUGGCAGUGUCGUCCUCAGAACACAAAUUACCAGAACAAAAUGGUAAUUGUUCUUGGCCAAAUAAAUAUCAGAAACACAGUCCACAGUUUUCAAAUAAUAAGAACUCCUAUAAUUCUUCAGAAUUAAAGCAUAAUGUAACAUCUUUGGAUCAAACAGACACUUCUAGUUCUGCCAGCAAUCCAGUAUCUAGAACAGACUCGAAUGAGUCAAGAGAUUCUACUGAAGAAAUGAAAAAUACAUCUUCUUCCGUAAACUUGGAAGUUCGAGGAAAGUUUCUGGCUAAACCAGUGUGUAUUGACUUUGGAGAUUCUGGAGCAACGGUUCUUGGAAGUAUUUCGGAAGGGAAAAACAACCAGGAAAACCUUUCUUCAUUUCCGCCUACUGUCUCAAAUAGACAGUCAUUGGUAGGAGCUGAAGACAAAAAUUACAAUGUCCAACACGACAGUAACCAAAAGUGGCCUCAAAAUGGAAGUCUGUCUCGACUUACUUUCCAAGGUCGCUUUUAUUCUGACAAAGUUGAAAGUGACGAUGACUCUUUCUCAACUAUUAGCCAGAGAACAGAAGAUUCAAGACAGACUAUCGAUGACUCAUUGUCUGACACGGCGUCAGAUUCUCUAGAUCACCCUGUAGACGCAGAAUUCAAGCCACGUCUUCUUAGCCAACAAAAAACUGUGCUACGCAUGCGUCAAGAAGGUCCAGCUGAUGAAUCUAAAAACUUUAGAGCAUUAGCCGAGCGAUGGGAACAAAAGUCGUUUGAUGGCAACCAAGAAAUUCCAUCACCUUCCAAUCACGCUAUUGUGUCAAAAAGGGAUUCACAGACUAAUUUAUCCCACAGUUUUAACGCAAAGCUUCCUCCUUCACUCAUGCCAAAGGGAAAUGACACACAACGGUAUUCAAGAAGAAAUAGUGCUUCAAAUCAGUUUACAAAUACCACUACUGCUUCAGAUGUGAAAAUAAGAGAGAAUCGUCCAUGCGGUCCUAGACCCACGUCCUUAAUAGAGGAAGGGGAAAAGAAAAAGGUGGAUAGUUUUUGGUCUAAAAACUCAUUAUCCAACACCUUUUUCACUCGUAAAGGAGAACCUACUGAAUUUCUUCACCGCGAUGGGAAGUUAGUGGACUCUAGAGAUGCCUUCGAUAGAAGUCGAGAAUCCUUGGAUGAACUGGGUAGGAAGAACAGGUAUAUGUCAACUUCUACACGAUCAAUGAGUGUUAGUGAUAUUCUUAAAAAUUUUGAAAAUAAAAACACCAAUGAAGAAACAGCCUGGUUACCGAAAUCAAAGCCAAUUGGCCAAAAAUCUUCCGAGAGUUGUUCUAACUUAUACAACAAAUAUGAGGGUCGCAGAAUAUCUGACGAGUGUUCCAGUUCAGUUGUUCAAUCUGGUUGUCGUAAAGGUCCCAAAGGCUCAACUUCAACAUUCAAACCUAAUAGUACCGGCUUGGCUGAGGUUCACUCCAGCUCAAACUUCAAUUCUAACAGUUGUAUAUCUUCUGGUGAACGCACCAACGUGACAGUUUUACCCGAUAAUCACCAGACACCUGAAUUCACAAACACGAGUAUUCAAUUUGUUAAUGGCCGAGUACGUGGAAAAAAAAUUUCUGAUACUCCACAAGCCACCAGUUCCUCCAAAGGUCGGUCCACUUCCAAAGACUCCCUUUCUGUAUCCGAAUCGGGUAAUUUGGAAGAAACUGAAACUCAGAACACGCGAUCGUCAUAUCAGCCUAAAAGUUAUUGGAAAUCACACCGUGAUAAGCCUACCAAUCAAAGGACAUCUGAUAUUAGUAAUUGCAUGCCCACUAAAACAGAUUCUGUUCAGACUGUGAAUAAACGAGAUUCAAGAAAUUCCGACAUCCACGAUUCCACCUCGACUUCAAGCCGAGAUAACGUACACAGCUUACAAUUAGGAAUUCAACAUAAACGUUUCUCUUCAAUCGAUUCGUCUGCAAGUGAAACUGGAGAAAACAGCUCUCUGGAAUACUCAUCAAGGAUUUCUCCAGCGUCUGACCACUCCGGAUCAAGGUCAACUUUGUCUUCCACCAUCUCUCCCCAAGACUGCCAGCAGCUGCAUGAAGAGGCCAAUCGAUUCCUCCUGGAAGAACCAGAGAGUGAUGGUCAAGAAGUAAAUGUCGUCAUCAUCCAAAGAAGACUCCAGGUCGGAAGUAUUGGAAUAACUCUAGCUGGAGGGGCUGACUACGAAGUUAAAGAAGUUACGGUUCAUAAGGUUAUAGCUGGAAGUCUGGCAGAGAGAGAUGGUCAGAUCAAGAAAGGAGAUCGAGUCCUGUUCAUAAACGGCUGUAACCUCAAAGGGUUAACACAUCAGGAGGUUUUAGAUAUUCUGAAAGCUCCGCGAAACGAAGUAGUUCUAGUUCUAGUAAGAAAAAGAUCCAUAAAUUCCAUAGUGCCAGACCAACAGAAGUCAUGUAUCAGUUCUCCGUUAACCAACGGAUAUCAUCCAGUGCCAGAUCAGCAAGAGCGAGACAAAGCAGUACCACCUGCCUCUACCAAAGAAAAGAUCAUCACUGUGGAAUUACAGAAAGAUAAGACAGGGAUCGGUUUUAGUUUAGAUGGAGGAAAGGACUCUCCUGUAGGAGAUCGCCCUCUAACGAUAAAGAAAGUCUUUAAAGGUGGAGACGCUGACAGAUUAGGGCUUUUGAAAGCUGGGGACGAAAUUCUUUCCCUAAACAACCAAUCCAUAACCAGUAUGACAAGGACCGAGGCUUGGAACUUCAUGAAGAAACUACCCGAAGGACAAGUUUCUGUAACAGUUAAACAACGUUGAUGAAGUGGGAUAUCCAUCAAAAAAGUCGUUGUUGAGCUAUAUAAGCUCAUUGUUUAGCAUUGUAGCGUGGACAACUUUCCGUAACAGUUAAACAACGUUGAUGAAGUGUGUGGUAUCCAUCAUAAAAGUCGUUGUUGAGCUAUCUAACACGCUCGCUGGAUUUGAUAUGUUGACUGUUUUUUAAAGAUAAGGUUAGGGAUAGCGACUAGUAAUAGAGGUCAUAUCGAAUGUGCGUAUUGUAGACUGUUUCCAAUGGCAGACAGAAACUUUCGGGAUCAACGCCAAGUUGUAUCUGGUUCGUGUAUUGUAGGCCGUCUCCAAGAGUACAUACACGAAACAUUGUGUUAUCAUAUAUGUACAUCAGCUUUGAAUAAUAACUUUUGAGAUAUGGUAGAAUAGAAUAAGUUCUGCCAUAAACAGGUUAUUUGACAGAUAAAACCAACAAGAUAAUCGAAUAAUUACAAAGUUAUUCGACCUAGGAAUGUAUGUGCACUUUGUCUCAUAACAAUUCUUGUUAAGCAGACAACAAUCAUUAAUUUGAUCGUUCUCAUAAUUGGUGCGUUUACGUGGAGGUAUUAUGUGAACAAAGAUAUCUUACAGUUGGAAUGGGAAAGUCUCAAGGAUGAAUUAUAAAGACGCCUGAUAAUUUUAAUAAAGUAUUUUACUUUGAGGCACGUUUGUUUUUUAGACAGUGUUAUGGCUAAUAAAACUCCUGGUGGUAUAAUUAUGAAGUGUGAGACGAAACUUAUAAGAAGAUACAAGACAGCUUCACAUAAACUGGAUACUGUAAUCCUAGGACACUGAUCCUCUUAAAGUUUUGUAUCGUGCCAAUAAUAGUUAGCUUACUCGAUUGACGAACAUCCAAUUUUAACAUGUGAAUGGGUAUACAUAUACUUAUUAUAUAUUUUUAUUAUUGUUGUUUGUUUUGUUGUUGUUGUUUUUUGGGGGGGGGAGGUUGUAAAGUUUUGAAUGAUAAGAAACAAGUGUUCACAGUUUGUAUUCGAUCAUGGUUAUUAUUAUCAACAACAGUGCUAUUGUUUGAUAACAGAUGGCGGUUGUGUGAGUUUGUAAAAUAUUAACAUAAAGUUAAUUAGUAGAAGGAGUUAGAGUGUAAACAUUUAAAACAUUUAUUAUUAAAUAAACAAAACGAUCCCAACAAAUUUGUUUGUCAUAGUAAAACAUAGCUUUCUGGUUGCUAAUGCUAGAUGUUGUAGUUUAUAUACUGAUGUAUACGUAAUAAUAAAAUGAUUCGUAAUGAUUUAACAAAAUUUGGAAACCGAACACUUUCAGGUCCGCGUUACAUUUAUUGACAAAACAGAACAACAAGGCUUGAAAUGUCCCUUUAUUGCGCUUUCAGUCAUCGAUAGAAUUAUGUAGUUUUGUAAACCUCAUAUGGUUAAUCGCCGGAUAAAUUAUAAUUUGUUUAAACACGCCUUACUGGUAGUAUUUGUUCUAAUGUCGAAAAUACCUUACAAAUUUAGGAAUAUUUCUAAAGUGUCAAUAGAUGCCGUUUCGUUAAACAAGUCAGAUUGGAAUACCAGGAUAUAUUUUCAAUUAGUUAAAUAUGUCAGUAGAUGUUGAUUAAUUUACUUUCUUCACAUUUAUUUGAAUCAAAGUGUUUCUUUUACGAGUGAUAUGACAAGAAGUCCGUAACUUCAAAAAUAUUUGGCGAAAGUUCUACUCUCGUUGUGUUGCUCUAACAGUUUUAUCUUGCUUUCCUGCAUAUGGUCAUGGUGCUGUGAUAAAUAUAUAUAAAGUAUAUAAAUAGAUAAAUACAUAUAUAUAUAUAUAUAUAACUAUUAUCAAUGAGAAUCUAACUUACAUUUUUGUAUGAUUUUAGAACUAACCAUCAUAUAGUUAUUGGCUUAAAGGAUCAUAAUAAUGUUAUGAUUAAGUUUAGUAGUAUCGCUUUAGAUUUUAGGAGUCUGUAUCAUGAUUCGUGUAUAUAUUACAUUAACACGUGGAAAAUGUGUGGGUUCGCCGGUGAUUGGUACACUGAUGGUGGAGGGGUGGCUGAAUUUCACCUUUGUAUCACUGAAUUUUUUCUUUUGCUUUCGUAAUCAAAAGACACCUCCAAGACGUUGUUACAUCAAACAUGCCUUGUAAUAAAUGUUAAUCAUAUUCAUACGCUUGAUGUUUGUAAAAUCUUGAAAUGUAAAUUUCUGGCCAGUGGAGAUUAUGGCUCACACUGAAGCCAUGAAAUUCCAAUAAACUUGAAUUAUUAAAAAACAAUGUGUCAUUGAUUUUAAACAUGUAUAUGUUUGUUAUUGUUGAGUUUUUUAGAUUUUUUUAACCUACGCCAUUGACUUCUCUGUAAUUAUUUUUCAGGCUUCUCUGGUGUAUUUUUUAUGCUGUCUUCUUGUAUCAACGUUUUGAUAUUUAAAAUUAUGAAAUAUACAUUUGACAACCAGUAACAAUAAAGUGGAGCUCAUGUCAUUAUUUACUACAUAGUGGAGUUCGGUUUGGGAUGAAAAUAAACUCAAGUACUGUGUAUUUCCUUUUUUUUCAGAUUGUCUUUUAACACUAGUGUACAACGAACCUUUUUCUCGAUUGGAACAAAAAAAAUAGGAAAACUUUUGUGUCCAAACUUCGUUGCCGCUUCCAAAAAGCUUGCCACCUGUUCGUUCAGCGGCACGUCUGAUGUUUUACAACGCUGAAAAUCGGGUUUCGAUACCCGCAAUAGAUACAGCACAGAUAGCCUAUUGUGUAGCUUUGUGUUUAACAAUGAACAAAACAAAAACCUUCGAUAUUGUUACUUGCGAUGCCAUCUGUUGAAAUCUCGAUUAAAAUUAUUAUAAUUUACGAAAUAUCUGUACACAACAUUGUUCAAUUACACCUACAAUGCUUACUAUUAUUCAGCUUCAAAAUUUACCAAACAAAUAACGUGAUACUGUUAAAUUUAUAGUAUGCAUAGUAUUUAGCUAUAAAGCUUUGUAAUUAUCAAAAUAUUAAUUUUAUUUCACGAAAUAAUUAUAAAGUCUUCUCUGAGACCGCAUUUAUUGUAAAAUGAAGACAACAAUGGAAAUGUGAAUAAAGCUUGUUAUCUAUGUAGAUUCGUCCUAUAAUUCGCUUUAUUUUUAACAUUUCCCAUUGAGGGUC